CCCUCCUCUCGAAACCAGCCCCCUUUUUCUCUGGAUCUGCUUCUUACCGUCGCCUCAGAAACUUCACGGUCCCACAGCCCGCGGACAGUCCAGAGAGGACCUGAGGACAGCCUCCUGAGAGGAAGAGAGGAAGCCCUACCUGUGUUUCCUUCACCGAGCCGUGUUGUGGUUGCGUAAGUGUGCGGACGCCUGCGGAAUGAUUUGGAGAUGACUUGAGGAAACUUUCGGCUGCGUUCGGGACGAUCAAAGCUCCGACAGCUUGUCAUCUUCACUCGGCGAUUCUUCUAGACUGAGGGAAUCAAUGUGGUUUCAUUCGAAAGGACGUGAGGUCCGAAACUCGCCUAAACGUUGAUACGUCUUGGGAGUGAUGCACUGGCUUCCCCUGGUUGCCAUGGUGAUCGCCUCGGCCCUGCUCUUCCUUAGGUUACCUCUGCCCAGGCUUGCUGCCGCAAUGAUGGAGCCUGGCAACAACAUCAGAACCGGUUCGUCUGCGGACCACGACUCCCAUGAGGACUUCAACUCAAGCGCCAACAACACAGAAAAAAUGCCACACAGAACAGCAGAUGCAUACAAUCUAAAGGAUAACAACUUGUCCUAUUCUGUGUACAAGGAGUCUUUAUCCAAAAGGAAGCAAAGCCAGGAGAUGCUAGCAGCAGGGGAAGACUCAGCCAGGACAGGAGAUCAGGUGGACCUUAGAUCACAAGGUUUAAAAAGUCAAGCACGCAGUGCUUUCCAGGACAGUCACAUUCUUAUGGACUACAGACCCCAAGGUGGCCGCUUUAAGGAUGAUGGUAGCUUUGAUGUAGCUGGAACUCGGGGUAGGAAGUCCCUGUUGAAAGAUAGGGACAGCGAGAGGACCCGGGGUAGGAAGACCCUGCCGAAAGACCGGGACAAUGGUGGGACUCAGGGUAAGAAGACCUUGCUGCAAGAUAAGGACAGUGAUGGGACUUUAGGUAAGAGGACUCUACUAAAAAACCAGGACAACCAGGAGAACUCCAUUGUGAAUGAGCUGCUGCCAGACUUGCCGCCUGUGGACAGAGCUGAUGGAGAGAGAUUGGGAGGUUUGAUGCCUGCUGAAGGCUUGGACUUGAGCCUAGACGAAGCCCUGCAGGAAGACGAGGAAAUGCUGCUGCUUGCCUCCCAUCCCAGAGUCCUCUUUACGGCCUCCCCUAUACCUCCCAAACACCCUCCUCUGCAGCUCCUGCUGGACUCGGGCCUUCUGCCUGAGAAAGGAGAAGAGGAGGACGAGGACAAAGAUGAAGAGCAGAGCAGGACGCAACUGGAGAACGUAGGCAAUCCAAGCCAGGACAGUGACGGAGAGUCCUACAGGAACCUGCUGCUAGGUCUCUCUGUCUCUGCGGAACAGUCACCAGCACCUUCCUCUGAGCACCCUCACAAGGUACACCGUAACAAACGGCAGGUGGGGUUGGAGGGUCGGGAGCGAGCCGCCUGUGAGUCUGUCAGCAUGUGGGUGACGGACAGGAAGACAGCCAUGGACUUUAAGAUGCGGAACGUCACAGUGGUUGACUAUUUCGAGACCAAGAAGGGCAACAGGCUCGCGCAAAUCUUCUACGAGACCAGGUGUCGUGGGGCUAAAAACAAGGUGCCGUCUGGGGAGCAUGGCGUGGCUGGGGGGGACUGCCUGGGGGUGGACAAGAAGCACUGGAUAAGCGAGUGUCGGACUAAACAUACGUACGUGAGGGCGUUCACCUCGGACAGCAGUGGAAGAACGUUCUGGAACUGGAUCCGCAUAGACUCGUCCUGUGUAUGUGUGCUGAAGUCCAGAAACCACAGGAACCAAUGGCAGGGAAGAGGGACUAGAUGAAAGAGAGAAAUCUUUCUCUACUCCUAUCUUUCCUAGAAAGAAAGGGAGGGAAAGAGAAAGACAGUUGAAUAAGAUAUCAGAGAAUCGAGACGUAGCUACUAGGGAUGCCACAAUCAGAUCUGAAAUUCAGAAGCAAUCAAGGCAUAUUUUAAUGGAUUGUUAUUGGUUAUAUUUAGCCGUGUGCUGCUCCUUUCUUAAUGCUGUCUUAGUGCUGUUGUAGAUGUGACAUGAAUGGACAUGAUCUAAAACUUGCAUCAGUGAAGAGGUCUAAUUGUCUGCAGAGUGAAACUAUUUUGAAAAUGAAAGUAGCUUCGUAGCCUUUUGCCUUGCCAGCACAUUAAGCUAGCUGCUCUUACUCAAAACACAAUGGCAGUUUAGGCAGCGAUCUUUGUUUAAAACAGGGUAAAACUAGCUGUGCUUAAAAAGGAAGUCCAUUGCUAUUAGUGUUGUGGAAAAUAAUCAUUUCUUAGAUGCAUUGCCCCUUGAAAGAUUCUGAAUCUAUUCACCAAACAUUGUAACCAGAGUAUUAUAUAGGGUCUGGGUUUCCCCACUGUAAAAUAAACUAACACACAACCAGAGACAUUUUAAAAUGGGAUAAUUUUGGCGCAGCCCAGCUUUGUAGCACUUUUUUAGUACAAUAUACAUUACCCAACAUUGUGGAUGAAAAGUAAACAAUGUGAGCUUUACUGUUUACAAUAUGUGACACAAAAAACAAAAGGUAUUUUUGUAUAAGCGUGGUAGAAACAGGCCUAUAGAUGUAAGUGCAAGAGUAUCAGCUAGAUUUGAAUUCAGCUAACAGUACAUGGUAAUCACAAAUGCAUUGCGAAUCAUUCUAUACAAAAAGCAUUUUUGUUUAAAUGUAAUAGAUGGUGAAAAAGACCUGUAGACUUAAAUGCAAGAGUAUCGGCUACAUUCAAAUUUAGCUAAGCUAACACCCAGUUAGCAAAAUUUGUCUAGCCCACUGGUGAGCCACAUCCUUGGUUUGUUCUGGCCCAAUAUACAGCUGGGUCUUCGGCCCAGGUCUGGCCCACACACUGUAAAAUGAAUAGAACUAAAGGAUAUGGCCCCAGUUUGGCCCCGAUCUGGCCCAACUACAUUGUUGGUCCACAACAUUUACACCAGAAUUGUCCCAUGAAUGUUAAUACAAGGCAAAAUUGUACAAAGCUGUCCAGGAUCUGGUCCUAUUCAGGCUCGCACGCCUAGUAUUUACCUGGUAGUCAACCAACACUCACAUAGGAAAGGCAGAAUUGGGCCAAAACUGUCUGCUAUCUGGGCAGUAUUGUUAAGGAUAAUGCAGGAAAAAUAUCAGAAAGGAGGCUAUAGAGAUUAAAACAUUAAGAUGUAUUGUGAAUCUUUUUUACAAAGGCAUUUUUGUUUAAAUGUAGAAAAUGGGGAAACAGGCCGAUAGACUUUUAAGUGGAAGAGUAUCGGCUACAUUCGAAUUCAGCUAACGGUACUUGUUAAUGACAAUACAAGAAAAAUUCAGAAAGUAGGCUAUAGAAAUCAAAGUUUAAGAUGCAUUGUGAAUCGCGUCAUAAUUGCAUCUUGGCACCCUGAGUUGAAAUCAUGGGUCCAACCUCUAUUUCCCACCGCUAAUUGUUAGAUCAGAGCAUGUUAGAGCAACUGAAAUGCAAAAGUUGUGUAUUCCAUACAUCAUAAAGUGCUAAUUUCAGAAUGAAACACAGUUAAGAGUGUCAUGCUAUGCAUGUUUUACUUUAGCAUUUUGAUGUAACUGAUAGCCUAGCAUAGCUUACUUAUUGUUUUACAUGUACUUUUUAGGUGUGACUGCAUUGCGUAUGAACAUUUAGCAUUGGAAUCUGAGGCAGAUUGGAACAUCCCUAGUAACUACAGACUGGCUAGUGCAGGUUCCUCCCGGUCAGUGGGAAUGUUGUGGAAAUCUCUUCAUUCUGUAUGAACACAUCACCCUCUCUCUCUCUUAAUCCAUACCUCCAGUCCAUGUCAGCUUGUACCAGUUGGCCAGUGUAAUUACUGCAGAUAUUAAAGGAAUAAUUUGGUGAAAAGUCAAAUGUGCACUAUCUUCCUCUUUGCUGUAGUGCUCUGGAGCUCUGAGGCUAAUGUAGCUAACAAGUAGUGGAAGCUUAUGCCCUCUACAAUUAGCAUUGUGCUAACUGUAUGUCUGUUAACUUGCUUGCCUCAAACAGCAGCAACACAUCUCAGACAGAAUUCUUUAGGUGGUUUCUGAAUGUUAAAAAUGGACAAAUUUACAGAAAACUUAAGGCUUUGAGGUGGCUAUGCUACUGUUUUUAACUAUUCAGGCUUUGAGGUGGCUAUGCUACUGUUUUUAGCUAUUCAGGCUUCGAGGUGGCUAUGCUACUGUUUUUAGCUAUUCAGGCUUCGAGGUGGCUAUGCUCCUGUUUUUAGCUAUGCAAGUGUGCUUUAGUCCAUCUUUAACGGUCUGUCAGUGUCAGAAACCACAUAAAAAAGUCCAUUAGAGGAUUACUGAACAACUCCACACAGUUUGAGGCGAGUGUGCGAUCAUUCAGGAAUGCAGUU
Messenger RNA from Colossoma macropomum (tambaqui), 4339 nucleotides. RefSeq lists its product as uncharacterized. Gene Ontology annotation, molecular function: nerve growth factor receptor binding; growth factor activity. The record is from RefSeq and is a predicted model, not a curated record. Gene Ontology annotation, biological process: nerve development; cell surface receptor protein tyrosine kinase signaling pathway; nerve growth factor signaling pathway. Bases 368 to 1825 code for a protein of 485 amino acids. Lineage: Eukaryota; Metazoa; Chordata; Actinopteri; Characiformes; Serrasalmidae. The transcript is spliced from 3 exons.